AUGGCGGACGCCGCUCGAGAAACGCUCGAUAACGCGUACGACGUCGCGAAGCUGCUCGAUUGCGGCGUUGAUCGCGAACAACUCGCGGUUUUGAUCGCGCUGAUCGAACGUGGGGUGAAUCCAGAGGCGCUCGCCGCGGUCGUGCGAGAGCUCAGACGCGAGAGCGAGGCGGUGGGGAGAGAAUAA
Molecule: messenger RNA, 186 nt
Organism: Ostreococcus lucimarinus CCE9901
Lineage: Eukaryota; Viridiplantae; Chlorophyta; Mamiellophyceae; Mamiellales; Bathycoccaceae
Exons: 1
Coding region: 1-186 (61 amino acids)
Biological process (GO): mitotic spindle assembly; microtubule nucleation by interphase microtubule organizing center; gamma-tubulin complex localization
Cellular component (GO): interphase microtubule organizing center; centrosome; spindle
Source: RefSeq, a predicted model, not a curated record